This is a messenger RNA of Mycotypha africana, 784 nucleotides long. RefSeq lists its product as uncharacterized. Lineage: Eukaryota; Fungi; Mucoromycota; Mucoromycetes; Mucorales; Mycotyphaceae. The coding region runs from base 329 to 604 and encodes 91 amino acids. The record is from RefSeq and is a predicted model, not a curated record. The transcript has a single exon.
UUAACUGCUUUUUUUUUGUUAAAAUGAACAUUCAAAGAUAAAUGAAAAAGCUUAGCAUCGAAUAGGCUUUACUGUUUCAAGUUUUACGAUUUAUCAUGUCAGGAAGUUGCUCUGACAAGUGAAUUUCAAUGAGGACACUCAGAAUAAAAACCCUCGUUAAAGCGUAGAAAACUUACACAUCCGUUGAAAAGGUGAUGAAGAGGCCAUGUAGCUAUAUCUUGGACGACUUAUUUUGAAUAUUGGAGAAGGGGACUACAUGAAGGUCUGCUGAAGGCUUUCGAAAAAAUAGAAACAUCACUGGCUGCAGGAAAUUAACGUCAUCAAUGAAAUGCAAAUUGUGUAUUCAUAUUCAAUACUCUUGACAGUAGUUCUAACUGAGUCAACGCCAAGACACCAGUUAUUGGUCAUAAAAGUUGCAAUAUCAUCACGAUGUCCAUAUCUUAUAAUUGAACCGAUUAGAAUUAUGGCCCCAAAAUUUUCCCUAAUAGUACUUGGGCAACUAAGAAAUAAGGAUAAUUCUAGUUCCUUUUUUUGUAUAAUCACUUACAGCAAAAAAAUAAAAAAUAAGUUGCUAUUUGAUACGAAAUUCAAACCUAGUGUAUGAUACUAUUGAGCUGUAAAGCAAUUAACGUGAAAAUUUGUCUUGCUAAGCAAGUACUAGUAGGUAUCUCAGAAUCGGUAAAGUAAACAAAGAAAAACAAAGCAAACACUUUUUUACGGCGGGCGAUAAAGGGAAAGAGAUUUGUUUCACUUUCCAGAGCAUUUUUAACGUUGUAAAAUUGCC